CCGUCAUCCCCCUCUGAGUAAACAUGGUGGGGUCCCUUUUGCUGUGUUCCCUAGCCCUCAUCUCUUCCUCCUUCGCCCAGCUCCAGCCAGCGGAUGAACUGACCCCAGAUCACCAGGAGGCAGGCGACCUGUACCAGCACGACAUAAUGUUGACCCCCGAGCAGAAGGCCAUCCUCCAGGGCCAGGUCAGGGGCCAGGCCAACCUCAUCUUUCGCUGGCCAGAGGGCAAUGAUGGCUACCCCCUCGUCCCCUACCAGUUUAUUGAUGGGGUGGACGAGGCGAGCGUCACUGCAGGCAUCCAACACUGGGAAUCAAAGACGUGUAUCAAGUUUGAGCAGCGACAGGGCACCACCGACCCACACAUCAAGUUCGAGGUGCUCAGUGGGUGUUGGUCUUAUAUAGGCUACCUGGGAUGGCAUGCAGACCACGUCAAUGGCCAGACUGUGUCCAUAGGGUCUGGCUGUUCCUCGCUGGGUGUAGUGACUCAUGAGAUCGGACACGCCAUAGGGCUGUUCCACAUGCAGUCAUCCCCCGCCAGAGACGACUUCGUGUUGGUACUCUACGACAACAUACUGGACGGGAAAUCCUCAAACUUCGAUAAACAGACAGUCCAACAGACCAACUACCACGGCGUUCCUUAUGACUACACCUCAAACAUGCACUACAGUAGUUUUGGCUUCAGCAAAAACGGCAAGAUGACCAUCGCCACCACCGACCCCAACGAUCAGGGUCUCAUCGGGCAGCGGACAGGCCUCAGUCACAGGGACGCUCUCCUCGUCAACCGCAUGUACUCUUGCAUCCGUGAAAAAAUGAACGAUGGCUACCUCGGGCCAUCGUGUACGUGUGUGUGUCCACGGGGUACAUCUGGCACUCACUGUGACCAAAUAACUGGAGGCUACUAUGAGGAGCUCCGAGAUGACUGUAGCCAGAACGUCACUGCUGAGGGCACCAUUACCUCUCCUAACUACCCCGGAAACUACCCUGCACAAACCUGCGCCACCUGGAUCAUUGCUCCAGAGUGUAAGGCUCCCACCAUCACCUUCACCGCCUUCGACGUGCCCUGUGGUGACAAGUUGAUCAUCAGCACUGUCGACAGGUACUCUGGUCCCAGUAACUGCGGCGACCAGAUCACUUCAGGACAAACCUUCACCGCCUCUACCAAUGAGAUGGUGUUGCAGUUCUUCGCCGCGUCCACCUCCCAUACUGGCUGGUCCGCCAAUCUCACCUUCACUGACAUAGUGGACUGUGUCAAUGAAAAGAAUGCAACAACCACCACUACAGCUACCACUACUAACCUGCAACAACUACCAACCACUAACCCUACAACAACUACUACCACCACUAACCCUACAACAACUACUACCACCACUAACCCUACAACAACUACUACCACUACUAACCCUACAACAACUACCACUACCACUAACCCUACAACAACUACUACCACAACUACUACCACCACUAACCCUACAACAACUACUACUACCACUAACCCUACAACAACUACUACCACCACUAACCCGACAACAACUAUCACUGCCACUAACCCUACAACAGCUACUACUACUAUCCCUGCAACAACUACUACUACCACUAUCCCUGCUACAACUACCACUACCACUACAACUACC
Homarus americanus (American lobster) is the source of this 1631-nucleotide messenger RNA. Its product is annotated as protein SpAN-like. Gene Ontology annotation, molecular function: metalloendopeptidase activity; zinc ion binding. NCBI's taxonomy places the organism in Eukaryota, Metazoa, Arthropoda, Malacostraca, Decapoda, Nephropidae. Gene Ontology annotation, biological process: proteolysis. The record is from RefSeq and is a predicted model, not a curated record.